UUCCGUUGGGAAGCUGAAGAUCAUCGACAGGCUGCUCCCUGUGGAUCAUUGGUUGUUAAUUUUGAUCGUUAACGGUGUCACCUCUAGGAUGAAUCCACUUAGGUCCGUUGCCUCUGUGGAUUUUAAUUAACCAGAAAUAUGGACAGAAAAUAAGCAGCGGCGGCUGGCUUCCUGUGGGAUUCUGCCCAGGCUUUUUUUUUCCUGUGUGUGUGUAUGUGUGUGUGUUUUUCUUUGGACAUGCCUGGUCUGUGGAGCAACGCUGAAAGAGGCUAGCUGGCCGACAGUCCGGCUAGCACAACAUUUCCAGGAUUUUAGAUGCUUGUUCAGCUAAGGAGCUGAUUUUAUUUUGGACCAGUGCUGCUUACCCUUCCUGGAGUAAGGAGUCAGCAUGGGAGAGCCCAGCCUGGACGACUCCAAUGUCAAGGUGGCUGUGCGUGUACGGCCCAUGAACAGGAGAGAAAAGGAACUAAACACAAAAUGUGUUGUGGAAAUGAUGAAGAACCAGACGAUCCUCCAUCCUGCUGGAGCAAACCUUGGAAAAGGAGACACCAGGAAUCAGUCCAAGGUUUUUGCCUAUGACUACUGCUUCUGGUCCAUGGAUGAGACCGAUAAGGAAAAAUUUGCCGGUCAGGAGGUGGUGUUCCAGUGCCUUGGGGAAAGUCUUCUCCACAAUGCCUUCCAGGGCUACAAUGCCUGUAUCUUUGCCUAUGGACAAACUGGUUCUGGAAAGUCGUACACCAUGAUGGGUUCAGGGGACCAGCCAGGGCUGAUUCCGCGCCUCUGCAGUGCUUUGUUUGAGCGGACCCAGAAGGAACAGCGGGAGGAGGAGAGCUUUACUGUGGAGGUGUCCUACAUGGAGAUCUACAACGAGAAGGUCCGAGAUCUGCUGGACCCCAAAGGGAGUAGACAAACACUGAGGGUGAGGGAGCAUAAAGUUUUGGGUCCUUACGUGGAUGGCCUGUCUCGACUAGCGGUAGCCAGCUACAAGGACAUUGAGUCUCUGAUGUCGGAGGGGAAUAAAUCUCGCACUGUUGCUGCUACCAACAUGAACGAGGAGAGCAGUCGGUCACACGCCGUCUUCAACAUUAUCCUCACGCACACACUCAAAGACUUGAAGUCUGGGACGAGUGGGGAGAAGGUGAGUCGUCUGAGUCUGGUAGACUUGGCUGGAAGUGAGCGAGCAGCAAAAACUGGAGCAGCAGGAGAGCGACUGAAGGAGGGGAGCAACAUCAACAAGUCCCUAACUACACUGGGUCUGGUGAUCUCUGCACUGGCUGAACAGGGAACUACCAAGAACAAGACCAAGUUUGUUCCCUACAGAGACUCCGUUCUGACUUGGCUGCUAAAGGACUGCCUGGGGGGCAACAGCCGCACCGCCAUGGUAGCGACUGUGAGUCCAGCAGCAGAUAACUACGAGGAGACUCUGUCCACGCUGCGCUAUGCUGACCGAGCAAAGAACAUCAUUAACCACGCUGUCGUUAAUGAAGACCCCAAUGCUCGCAUCAUCAGGGAGCUCCGGGAGGAAGUAGAGAAGCUACGAGUGCAGCUGACCCAGGCAGAGUCUUUGAAAGCUCCAGAGCUAAAAGAGCGUCUGGAAGAGUCUGAGAAGUUAAUCCAAGAGAUGACCGUCAGCUGGGAGGAGAAGCUUCGCAAAACAGAGGAGGUUGCACAAGAGCGUCAGAAGCAGCUGGAGAGUCUGGGUAUUUCCCUCCAGUCUUCAGGGAUCAAAGUUGGAGACGAUAAGAGUUUUCUUGUCAAUCUUAAUGCUGAUCCAGCCCUUAAUGAACUCCUUGUUUACUACCUGAAGGAACACACUAAAGUGGGCUCUGCGGACUCCCAGGACAUCCAGCUGUGUGGGAUGGGGAUCCAGGCGGAGCACUGUGUCAUUGACAUCACAGCAGAGGCCACAGUCAUGCUCACCCCCUACCGUAACGCUCGGACAUGUGUUAACGGUUCUCCAGUCACCAGUGCUUUGCAGCUUCACCAUGGUGACCGAAUCCUUUGGGGAAACAACCACUUCUUCAGGAUCAACCUGCCAAAGAGACGCUCGCGGGCAGCAGACGAUGAAGAGGGUGAGGGCGGCGUGAUGAAGAACAGCGGAAGCAGCGAGCAGCUGGAUGCAGACGGUGACACGGCCAGUGAAGUGUCCAGCGAAGUCAGCUUCUCCUAUGAGUUUGCACAGACAGAGGUCAUGAUGAAGGCCCUGGGCAACAAUGACCCCAUGCAGGCGGUCCUCCAGUCUCUGGAGAGGCAGCAUGAAGAGGAGAAGCGUUCAGCUCUGGAGCGACAGAGGCAGAUGUACGAGCAGGAGCUCCAGCAGCUUCGCAAGAAGCUCAAUCCAGACCGUCCGUCCACCGGCCAGUCUGGAGGACAGGCAUCAGGCCAGCAGGGACCAGGACAGCAGUCUCACUACCGCAGCUUGGAGAGACUCAGCAUGGGAGGGAUGAGCCACUCAUCCAGUGCUCAGAGCAGACUCAGGCAGUGGAGUGAGGACAGGGAGGCGGUGUUGGUGAGGAGUCUUCGGAGGUUGAGGGAACAGAUAGUGAGAGCAAACCUUAUGGUGCAAGAAGCCUGUUUCAUCUCUGAUGAGCUGGAACGUCACACAGAGUACAGAGUCACCCUGCAGAUCCCAGCAGACAACCUCAACGCAAACCGCAAGAGGGAUGCAGUGCUCAGCGAACCAGCGAUUCAGGUUCGACGACGGUGUCGAGGAAAACAGAUCUGGAGUUUGGAGAAGAUGGAGAAUCGUCUGGUGGACAUGAGAGAGCUUUACCAGGAGUGGCAGGAUUACAACCUCCAUCAUCAGGACAACCCAGUAAUGCGCUCAUAUUUCCGUCGAGCAGACCCGUUCUUUGACGAGCAGGAAAACCACAGUCUGAUCGGUGUUGCCAACGUCUUCCUCUCCUGUCUGUUCUAUGACGUCAAGCUGCAGUAUGCUGUUCCCAUCAUCAACCAAAAGGGAGAGGUUGCCGGGCGCUUGCAUGUGGAGGUGGUGAGAGUUGGAGGGGGAUUAGAAGACAGCAUGGCUGGAGGAGAUGAACCUGACAACAACCAGGACUCUGAUAUGGAGGAUCGCAAAUUAGUCUGCAUGAUCAAGAUCCUACAAGCCACCGGUCUUCCUCAGUUCCUGUCCAACUUUGUUUUCUGCCAGUAUUCCUUCUGGGACCAGCCUGAGCCCAUCAUCGUGGCUCCUGAAGUUGACACUUCAUCUUCAUCACCCAGCACAAAGGACCCACACUGCAUGGUGGUGUUUGACAGCUGCAAGGAGCUGGCAGUGUCGGUAACUGAGGAUUUCAUCGAGUACCUUACAGAAGGAGCAGUCGCCAUCGAGGUUUAUGGACACAGGCAGGCUGAUGCAGGAAGAAACCCGGCCCUGUGGGACCUCAGCAUCAUCCAGGCCAAGACACGCACACUACGAGACAGGUGGAGCGAAGUCACACGUCGCCUGGAGCUAUGGAUUCAGAUCCUGGAAAUAAAUGAAAAUGGAGACUUUGUCCCAGUGGAAGUGGUUCCAGCUAGAGAUGUGCGGACUGGGGGAAUCUUCCAGCUUCGGCAGGGUCAGUCGAGGCGAAUCCAGGUCGAUGUACAUUCCGUUCAGGACUCGGGCACCAUGCCUCUGAUAGCAGAGAUCGUGCUGGCUGUGUCGGUGGGAUGUGUGGAGAUCAGAAACACUACAGCAAACCAGGAAGGAGAUGAGAUGGACAGUUAUCAGGAAAGAGAUCUGGAACGUUUGCGGCGGCAGUGGUUAGCUGCUCUCACCAAGAGGCAGGAAUACCUGGACCAACACCUGCAGAGUCUGGUUAGCAAAGCAGAAAAGACAGAGGAUGACAUGGAGAGGGAGGCCCAGCUGCUGGAGUGGCGCCUGACUCUCACAGAGGAAAGAAAUGCUGUCAUGGUGCCCUCUGCUGGCAGCGGCAUUCCUGGAGCUCCUGCUGAAUGGGUUCCUCUGCCAGGAAUGGAGACCCACAUCCCUGUCCUCUUUCUGGACCUCAAACCUGAUGACUUCAGCUCUCAGGACCAGUUCGAGGUGCCUGAAGCUGGAGGUUGGGAUGCCAUUUUGAGUGGAGAAGAUGAGGACGACUUCUUUGACCUGCAGAUUGUCAAACACCAUGAUGGAGAGGUGAAAGCAGAGGCAUCGUGGGACUCCACUGUCCACGAGUGUCCUCAGCUGAGUCGCGGGGGAGCGUGGCCGGAGCAGCGCGUCUACCUGACGGUCCGAGUGGUGGUUCAGCUCAGCCAUCCCGCCGACAUGCAGCUGGUGCUGAGGAAGAGGAUCUGUGUCAACGUUAACCCAGGUCGUCAGGGUUUUGCCCACAACUUUCUCAAAAGGAUGUCGACGCGCAGCACCAUACCAGGCUGCGGCGUCACCUUUGAGGUGGUCUCCAACAUCCCUGGGGAUGCUCCAGGCUCAGAGGACAGGGAGAUGCUCGCUCGGCUCGCUGCAAGCGCACACAACAGCCAGUCAGCUGAUGAAGAGGCCGCCAUUGAGAAAUACCUUCGCAGCGUGAUGAGUCUGGAGAACAUCCUGACUCUGGAUAGACUCAGACAGGAAGUAGCAGUGAAGGAGCAGCUGACAGGCAGAGGGAGGAGUAACAGACGGAGUUUAAGCUCUCCUUCUGUCCACAGGCUGUCUGGCAGCAGACAGGACCUGUCCACGACCUGCCUGCUGGACGAUAAGGGUCGAUGGGAGAGUCAGCAGGAUAUCUUCAUGUCCUCUCAGUUUCACCGCACCCUCCCACGCCCGGCCUCAUCCCCAUCCACCUACUCCACCUCCCCUUCUUCUUCUUCUACUUCCUUUGCAAUGACGCCCCCACAGAACCAGGAACCAGAACAAGGUCGUUCAGGACUUGCUGCCUCUUAUCUUUCAGUUAAGGCGCUGGUUCCUCAGAUGCCCAAACUGCUCAAGUCUCUGUUUCCAGCACGAGAUGACAAGAAGGAGCUGAGACCUUCGGCCCACAGCCAGCAGCAUGCGCCUCGAGUCAUGACAUCAUCAGGAGGGGACGAGAGCAGAGUCAAGCCUGAGACGGCUGCUAUGCUACGGCCCCCGGCCAAAGACAGACGGACUGAGUUUUCCGAAGUCCCUCCUCUUCCUGUGCAUGACCCGCAUGACAUCACCCCCCUCAGCCCCCUCAGCCAGUCAUCAAGCGGUUAUUUCUCCACAAGUGUCUCUACAGUCACCCUGUCCGACGUCCUCCAACCCUCUUCCUCGUCUUCCUCCCUCCUGGGUGCUGAGACCACGUUCUCCACAAACCCUCAGCAGCAGGGCGCUGAUAGGAACGAUGUUUUGACCUCUCCUCCUCAGUGUGGUGGCAAGAUAGCAGCCGUGGCUCCGCCUGCUUCCCACAGCUCAGCCAAUCACAACAACGUCUCCACAGAACUCUCCUUCUCGGACCAGAAGCUGAUGAACUCAGGAGGAGGCGAAGGCUUCGAGAGGCUGGAGAUAUUUGUGGAUGAUGAAGAGCGUUGUGAUGACAACGUACUGCCUGACUGGCUGACAGAAGGGGCGUAUGUCACAGUAGGAAACAACAAGGCGGGAACUGUGCGCUAUAUAGGAGCUACGCAGUUUGCAGGGGGAUUGUGGGUGGGGGUGGAGUUGGACACUCCUGUAGGUAAGAAUGACGGGUCAGUGGGAGGACAUCGGUAUUUCCAGUGUAAACCAGGUUACGGGGUGCUUGUCCGCCCAGACCGGCUAUCCAGCCGCGAUCGGACCAGUCGGCGGGCGGGAGACUUUGCUCCUCCCGCCCACGUCUCCGUCCUGCGAGGAGAAGCCAUCGUAUCACGGCGUGGGGAGAACCGCAAAUCCUGGAGCAGCUGAGAUAGGAAACCAGGAGCUGGAAGGGAGAGAUGAACUCCCCCUCAGUCCUCCUCCUCUCUCCCCCUCCUCUCAGCUAUGCAACAGGCUCACACAUCAGAACUGACCCACUGUCUGACAACCUAUAGUUGGAAACUACACAUCCCGCGGCCGUGCACGGAGAGUGGAUAAGCAUAGAAAACAAAGUGAAGAGACUUUUAGGAAAAAAUGCAAACAGGUCAACGAUGGAGUUUAUAAAAGUCCAAGGAGAGGAAGUUUUUGAUGCUACGCGCUAAGCGACUAGCAGUCUGCAAGAAGGAUGCUAAGAGUGAAUGGAAACAGAUUUGGGAUCAUAUUCGGACCAUCAGAGAUGCUCUAUGAGCUGAUAUGCAGGGAUGCAAAUGACACAAUUUUUUUUUUUUUUUUUAUCCCAGCUGAUUAUUUGGUGGCGUUUUAAAACUCAAUGUAGCCGUUCAGAUCUCUAACCUAACUCUGACAAGCUGACACCUACAUGUCAUAUCUGUUUCUCUUACAUUUAAUUUUCCUCCUGUUUUUGUUUCUGCAUCAAAAUCACUAAAAACCUGUUGUCAGAGGGAUGAAAACCUCACACUAGCCAGUGUGUUUGCAUCCCUGCGUAUGUUCACCUGGUAGUCCUGAGACUCCCAUGUCCCAGAAUUAACCACUACAACUGCCACUCUCCUGAACUCUGCAGGUUUAACUUUGCAGACUUUGGCUCUUUGUUUCAGGCUCGUCCCUCCUGGACUCCUUUUUUUUCUUUUGAAGAUUGAUCCUCCCAGAAUGUGCCUUCACCAUGGCCUGGUUUGUGUUACUUUUUUUGUGUAUAUUUCUGUUCGUGUGGAAGAGAAUGCCUUCUGCUAAGUGUGAGGUGAUCUCAGGGCCUGCGGAGGGAAAAGGAUAACGUGGGAUGUGCGUGUCUGUGUUUGUGUGUUUUGUAAAGGUUGUACAGUUUUGCCUCGUGUGCACAAAUUGUUCGAUAUUGUUGUUGUGGUCGUGCUGGUGUUGAAAAAUUAGUAGUGUAGUACAGGAAGGGUUGGGUUGUGGUCGGGAAAAGCCACUUAUGAGGAGCAAGCCGCUUAAACUGAGAGGCUUUAAAAGUAGAUUUGCACUGGAGACGUUGGAUAAGAGGCUUCUGUACGUGAACAGAGCGGGACUGUGGUUCUGAUGCAGCCAGAUGGAGGGAUGCUCCUCCAACCAUCUGAGGUGAUGUAAAGACAUUAGAUGAUGGCCUCAUCUCCAUCUUUGUGAUGUCACUUUGCGUCCUUGUAAGCAAACUACCUGGUGUUCUUCCUGUUUGGCCGCCAGGAGGCGCUCUAUCCGCAGUAUGUUGACGGAAAGAGGGAAGAGUAUGUAAGGAAGAGUAAGUGAGUUUCUGCUGGAUAUAUCAAGCUUGUAAGGAGAAUAUUAUUCUAUGCAUUUGAUUUUGUUUUUUUUUUGGGGUUUUUUUUUUUUAGAAUAGUUUUAAAUUUUUACAUCUAAGUACUGACAUUACUGGAAGAACGAGCUACGAUCGUAUUUUGGGAGAAGAUUAAAUUUGGAAACUGAUGAAAACAUUCCUGACACCCAGGAUGAUGUGGCCAAGUUUGGGAGUUUCUAAAUUAGUUUUUAGUUUUAUUAAACAUUCCAAGACUACAGCCUUUUCUACUGACCUUAUUCACGAGUAUUCACUUAUGGACAGACACUUUGUAGUGCGCUGUAGUACACCUUCAAGAAAUGUACCAUAAAUGGUAUAUACACGUGUCCCUGCAGUACUUUUCUGUAAGCUAAAGGGCAGUUUUACCUAUUUUUCCACAGUAAAUCCAGAUCACUUCCUGUUCUCUGCUCAGCCAGUGAGAAGAUGCUGUAUGUGUGGGAGAAGCUGUACAAGGCAGUCCUGAUGAUGCCACGUUCGGAUGGGAGAUGGAGCAUGCAGCAGUUAUGGAGUUUGGGCGGUCGCAGGAAGUACAGCACUGUGCAGAAGUCUUGAGCCACCCUUCAUUUCUUUGCUUUAUAAGUUCCCAGGAAUACAAAAUAGCUCAUGUGAUUAAUUGAAAGGUGUUCAAACAUGAGUAUAAAUACAGCCUAUGAGGGGGAAAAGUAUGAAAGUCAAUAUUUGGUUUCAGCAGUUUUACUUCCUGAACUCAGCCUGAAGCCAUCUUGUUCAUCACACUUCUUGAAGGACAGUCAAAGCUCUUCUUGUGAUCUUGGCUUGUUAUUUAUCAUACCUCAGCUUUUUCUUCUUGUUGCCCUUCCUUAUGGAAACCAUUUCUGAUCACUCUCUGAUCUAAAAGCAUCUCGACUCAACCUUUAGCUGAUCCCAGCUUGUCGUUUUUUUUUUCCUCCACUUGUCCUGUUUCCUCUAGUUUUCAAGGACACACCCUGCUGAAAAAAAUACAAAGUUUUUACUGACAUCUGUCCGGGAGUCAUCAUGUUGGUGUAAACAUGAUUAAAUUAAAUUUAUUUCUGUCAAAAUGUGCUAAUGGGAUUGUUUAUUGAUGCAACAAAAGAAAUGGGAAGGAUUCAUGUUUUUGUAUGUUAGUUCAUCCUUAGUUAGGUGCGUUUGUUUGUAGGUCAGCAUUUUAACAAUGGGCAUCUAAAAGGUUUCAAAUAAGAGAAUAAAGCAGCCAAAACAAGUCUGGAAAACUGUUGCUCAUGACCUCUUUAAAAGAUUACAGCAAAGUCCGGCUCACUGAAAACCAAAUCUAAAGAAAUGAGAGUUGGCUCAAGACUUCAGACUUGGACGUUCUCCAAUAAUGAGUCAGACUGGGAUGUGUGGGAACUGUGGAGUUGAAGUCAUGUUGUCUCACCAAGUGAGCAGAAGGCCGGUCGGCUUAUUUAAAGGUGGAAGAUAAAUAUAUCUUCAGCACUGUGUCAACGGCAGAUCGGAUUAUUUUUUUAUUGAGUCUUUUUUCUUCCUGUUACCGUUUCUAUGGUGACCUUGAUUUUAUCCAUGUACUCAAAUUGAUCAUGUUAAAGAUAUGCUUGCUAUGAAAUGAUGUGGAAUACUGCGCUUAUAUAAAGGCUCUGUGUGUCCAGACUGUGUGGAAACCACACGCUUUGCAUUUUAUUUCAUCAUGCGUCUUUAUGUGAGGGGUGUGAAGUUAGUAUUUAUAUAGAAAUGCUCGUAAACAUGCUUUUACUGCAUGGAAAUUAUUAAAAGCCUUUUUUUUUAAUGAAUAUUGCACAAAUAAUUUCAUGAGAAUUGCUGCUAUAAGCAUUGUAAAUUACCUGUAAAUGGAUCCAGUAAUUUAUCUAAGCCUCUUAAUCUCUUGUGGUAAGCUAAUUCGGGUUUUAACGGUUUCGUGUGUAAUCCCAAACGAGCUAAAUUUCAGUUCAGUAGCCAAUAUUUUUAAACUGGCACUUUGACAAAAGAGGAUGUUGUUUCUGCCUAAAAACUCACUCAUUCUUAAUUUUUGAAGAAAAAUGAGGACAUUUUGAAGGAAGGAAGUUUAUUAUCAGGCCUUAAAGUCCUCUGAUUGGUUGUUAGCUGCCUGGUAUGUUUUCGAUUGGCCGGCAUGUCGGAGUAGUUUGGUUGUUUUUGUAACGUUGUGCUUGAUGACAGGUGGUAGAAAAAAGAGGCAGUGAAGUUUUAUUGUGUGUGACAGUGUGUAUAGAUAGAUAUAAAUGUGUGUGUGUGUUUGACUGGACCUGGCUCUGACUCAGAUGGGAAAUGAUCACCAGCCGCUCCUUCACCCACUUCCUCUGUGGCGGCUGGACUUUCCCAACCUGGUCUCUGCUCAGAAACUGUGCUUGGGGGGGAGGGGGUUGAGAUCACUUCAGGCUUUUGGUUGUCCCUUUGUGUUGUUGUGCCUCAGAAAACCAUGUGACCAUGUAUUUUCCACACACUGUUUUCAUAUCAAUAACUCAUUUGCACAGAGGGGAUUGAAGCGUUAACUUCAGCAAUACUCAGAAGUAUAGGAAUUUUUUUUUUUAUGAUGAUUAAUGUUCUCGUGUAAUCAGCUGUCCUGAUCUUCAGCUGUUUCUUCACUCUCUGCUUCAUCUACUUGAAAAACGAAGUAAAAAUGCCAGACUGGAUUGUCAGUGAGUGUUUUAUAUGAGCUGAAGGGUGGCAGUCACAGCACCAAUGAAUUAUUAACCUGGCGUCAUAAUUCUGGCGUUUUCAGGUGCGCCCAAUAACUGGCGAGCAUUCGCACAAUUCCAGAUUUUUCUACCAUCGCAACCUGCACAGCUGAAAGGCUAUGGAGGUAGGAUAGCUAGUAAGUUUAAUCACUUUUAUCUCCAGUUUUAGAAGUUCAACAAGUAACAGCAACAAAUUAAAUGUACGAGGGCAGAGAAGUCUGAAAAUACAAGUUAACUUGUACCUCCAGUUGUAGACAAAUUUGAAGUAACUAAUAGCAGAGACAUGUUUUUCAAUCUCCAGAAAGACACCUUUUUAAGUAUCCAUGAACUGUCUAUGCGCUAUGACUGUCGAGCUGGUCUUGGUCAGACUGUCAGAGCUGUACUUUUCCAUUCAACUUGCAGUUGGGUUGUGGACACAAAGGCCUUCCUCCCUCCUCUCUCUGGGACUGGGUCUAGAAAAGGCGUACAAAAUGUAGAACAAAAAAACUAACAUGUAUUUUCAGACUUGGGGAAUUUAUUCAUACUUGAAGAUUUUCACAAAGAGUUUCAAAUACAAGUUGUGAACUUGUCCCUAUCCUAACUCCAUAGAGAGGCUUCAGGAGCAUCAUGUGACUGAUCCCUCACUACAGACACCCACUCAAACCCAAGAAGGGCCAGUUAUUGCAGAUGUUAAUAAAAACACUAAAUAUGGCUCAAAAUAAAACAGAUGAGUUUAAACUGUGUUGUUAGGUUUAUAUAUGAAUGAUGUACCUCCUUAACAGCCACUUCUAGUUCUGUUACAGUAGUCUCACUGUCACAUGUCGUGUUGACGUCACAGUUUAAUGAGCAAUGCAGCGAGGAUGUUCAGGCCUUGUCUAUUUAUUCUCACUCUUUAGACUGCCUGGUAUCACUGCAGUGUUCUUAUGAUCAAUAACCAUCACUACUGAAAAAACUGCACCAAAACAAGAAACAUUACCAUCCAGUGUCAACUUCUCUGUUUUAUUUUUAGGUUAAGGACUAAUAGGAUGUCAGUUUUGGUGCACGCCGCUGAUUCAGCAUGUUUCUUUAGUUUCAGCACACACGCUCCACAUAAAUCUGUAGCUCUGACGUAAGAUGGAAAAUUGUUACGCACACACUGUACAGAGCAACAAAAGCCAUUUAAUGGGAUGGAUUCAGUGGCAUCAUUGUUUCUGACUAUCAGCCACAUUUUCUUUAAUCUGAUUUGAAGUGUUUUCAGCCCCUCAGACUGUUUCUCCCUUUUUAUUUUUAAGUGCUUGUAUGUUUUGUUUUUUGCUCAGAAUGUGAUCUAUACCUUUGUGCUGUUUGUUGCUUUUCUUGCAGCUCUGUGUUAAGUGUAGGUUCACUGGUCUGGAGAAAACCCUGCCUUUCUGUGGCCUUCAACCUGGAUCUAGACUGGUUUCAGCCAGAACAGUCUUCACUUUCUAACUAAACCCUCAGGAUAAUACGUUACUCUCCAGGGUUAGUUACAAAAAAAAAAAAACGCUCUGGUCCACUAUUUAAUA
This is a messenger RNA of Melanotaenia boesemani (Boeseman's rainbowfish), 11370 nucleotides long. RefSeq names its product kinesin family member 13Ba (gene kif13ba). Gene Ontology annotation, biological process: microtubule-based movement; regulation of protein localization. The transcript is spliced from 39 exons. The record is from RefSeq and is a predicted model, not a curated record. Gene Ontology annotation, molecular function: microtubule binding; ATP binding; cell adhesion molecule binding. Gene Ontology annotation, cellular component: adherens junction. Lineage: Eukaryota; Metazoa; Chordata; Actinopteri; Atheriniformes; Melanotaeniidae. Bases 389 to 5815 code for a protein of 1808 amino acids.